Molecule: messenger RNA, 4715 nt
Organism: Styela clava
Lineage: Eukaryota; Metazoa; Chordata; Ascidiacea; Stolidobranchia; Styelidae
Product: phosphoinositide 3-kinase regulatory subunit 4-like
Biological process (GO): protein phosphorylation; late endosome to vacuole transport; protein targeting to vacuole
Cellular component (GO): nucleus-vacuole junction; phosphatidylinositol 3-kinase complex, class III, type II; late endosome
Molecular function (GO): protein serine/threonine kinase activity; ATP binding; protein binding
Source: RefSeq, a predicted model, not a curated record
UUGUUUUGGUAAAUUGUCUUAGAAUCUGAGUUACGUUAACUCAGCUGUAAGUUACCUUCUUGGUUUUCAGUGAGAAUUGGGAGACAUGGGUAAUCAUCUUGCUGCAACAGCUCCUUCUCAGAUAUUGAGCGUGGAUAGUUAUUUGGGAGAUGCAACGGAUUAUCAAUUCGAUAAAAGCUUGGGAAGUACACGGUUCAUGAAGGUUGCAAGGGUCAAGCAUCAAGAAGGACUUGCUGUUGUCAAAGUUUUUGCAAUUCAUGACCCAAACUUAGAUUUAGAAACUUACAAACAACAUGUUGAAAACAUCAGAAGUAAACUCAAACAUGCAUCUAAUUGUUCUCCAUUUCAAAAUAUCAUGCUCACAGACAAAGCAGCAUUGCUGUUUCGACAAUUUGUCAAACACAAUUUGUAUGAUCGAAUCAGUACAAGGCCUUUCUAUAAUAUGAUUGAACGGAAAUGGGUGGCGUUUCAACUCCUAUGUGCUCUAAAUCAGAUGGCAAAACUUGAAAUGUGCCACGGAGACAUUAAAAGUGAAAAUGUAAUGAUUACAUCGUGGAAUUGGCUGCUUUUAACUGACUUUGCAAGUUACAAACCAACGUACAUUCCUGAUGACAAUCCAGCUGAUUUCAAUUAUUUCUUCGAUACAUCUCGACGUAGAGUAUGUUACAUUGCUCCAGAAAGAUUUGUUGAAAUGUCUCUUGUAACAGAAGAUGCAGCAACUAAAGAAACGCAAGGACUUGAUCAUUCUAUGGAUAUAUUUUCUGCUGGAUGUGUCAUUGCUGAGUUGUUCACAGAUGGGACACCGCCUUUCGAUUUCUCCCAGUUGUUGGCAUUCAGACAAAAGAAGUAUUACCCAACUGCAUGUUUAGCUAAAAUUGACGAUCCUCAUAUCAAAUCACUGGUUGAACACAUGAUUCAGAGAGAUCCACAUAAAAGAUUUACAGCUGAACAGUACUUGACAAAAUGGAAGGGCAAAGCAUUUCCUGUUGAAUUUUAUUCUCAUUUAAAGAAAUACUUGGGUAGAUUCUGCGAACCUCCUUUGUUAUCUGCUGAUCAGACGAUAAAUACAUUACAUAGUGAUCUAUCAACUAUUCUUCAGAACCUAGUCGAAAAGCCUGGAACGUCAGAAUCUCUCAUCAUCGUCGCAACAAUAGCCUUAUCUUGUUUACGCAGACUGAAGUAUUGUAAUUGUAAACUGAGAGCUCUUGGAAUAAUCACUGAAUUUUCCAAAUAUCUUUCUUCAAUUGAUAUUCUGGAAAGAAUUGUUCCAUACUUGAUGGAAUCAAUAGAAGAUAAGAUGCCUCGUGUUCGAGCUGAAGCAUUUCAUGCUCUUGCAAUAUGUACUUCAUAUGUUCAUUACGUACCUCAAGCAGAAGUCAAUAUUUUUUCUGAGUUUAUUUUUCCCGGAACAUCAGCUUUGGCACAAGAUAAAGCUGUGUUAGUCAGACAAACUUAUGCAGAAAACUUGUCACUGCUGGCUGAAACCGCUCUAAGAUUUUUAAACAGUUCUAAAUUUGAUCAAAGCAGUAAUUAUAUUUCCACUGGAAGUAAUUAUCAACCUGGUUACGAUAACCAACUACAGAACUUACAUGAAACUGUUCAGGAAAGCGUUCAGGCUCUUUUCAGUGACAAUGACAGUACUGUUCGACAAUGUUUACUAGAACACUCUGUUGCGAAGCUUUGUAAUUUCUUCGGUCGGCAAAGAUGCAACGAUGUCAUUUUGAGUCACAUGAUCACUUUUCUCAAUGAUAAACAAGAUUGGCAAUUGCGAUCUGCAUUUUUUGACAGUCUCGUACAGGUUGCAAUGUAUAUCGGAUGGCAAUGUACUGUUAUACUGAAACCGCUAUUACAACAAGGUCUGAAUGACAGCGAAGAAUUUGUGAUUGGUCAAACACUAAAUGCUUUAACAUCUCUGACUAAAGUUAAAUUGUUAUCGAAACAAAUGACAUUCGAGUUACUGCGUGAAACAAUUCCAUUGCUUCAACAUCCUUGCAAAUGGAUUCGAUUUAACACUGUUGGUUUCAUAUCUGCAAGUUCUAAAUCAAUGAAUAUUGUUGAUCUACAUUGUCAUGUACUGCCAAAACUUGAUGCAUACUUAACAGAUCCCAUUAUCCAGCCUGACAGUGAAUCUAGUUUAUUAUCAGUUCUUAAACCUGGUGUUCAAAGACAGUUGUAUGAACUAGUGCUUUCAUCCUCUCACAUCGGAACAUUUCUAAAUCACCUGCAAGCUAGAAAAAUGCAAAGACAUUCAUAUCGUAAAGGUGAAGAAGUAAUCUAUGAUGAUGUACCAGAAGGUAUUGUUUCACAAACAUUCCAUAAACUAAAAUCUCACGGUUUAGAACAUGAAGAUGAAGAAAAAUUGUUGAAUUUGUGUGAAUUUUUACAAAGACAAAGUCGACAUCGAGCAACACUAGCUGGUAUUAAUACAAUCGAUUCCAAUAGUUUUCAUUCCAAGAUGACACAGAUGGGUCAACUAGAUGUUGCAUUACUAGGGGAGGUUACAAGAAGACAUGCUGAAUUAGUGAAACCAGCUGAUGAAAUCAGUGCAAAACAAAGUAAGAAAACACCUGUGAGAAAGAAACCUGCUCAAGAUGAAACCUUCCAGAGUGGAAUGAAUGAAGAAUGGAAAAGUAUGUUUGGUGAAAACGCUCGUCCUGCAACAGAAAAUACAGGAAAGAAGAAAGCAGAGCUAAAGAAACAAAAUUUAGCGGAUGCUCCCAUUUCUAUGUCACAGCUGGAAGGUGUUCCAGUACCGGCUAUAAAACAGGCAAAAGUGAAGCCACCAAAUAUUCAGCUAAAAUAUACAAGUUGCAAACUGAAUCUCAGAAAGUUAGUUCAUCAUAAAAGAAAUAUGUACCUGGAAGAUGUGAAACAAAGGGAAUUGGAAGAGAGCAUUUCCAACAGUAGCAUCAUACCUGAAGUAUGGAGACCUCGUGGUCAGUUGAUUGCACAUAUGGUUGAGCACCAUGGACCAAUUCACCGUAUUGCGGUCAGUCCUUCCAAUGACCAUUUUGCCACUGUAUCUUCCGACAAAACAUUGAAAUUAUGGGAUUGUGAAAAACUUGCUGGGAAAGCUGUCAUAAACCAAUCUAAAGCGACAUAUGGAAGGAUAGGUGAAAAACUAUAUCGCGUCACAUUUUGCGGCGAUGACAAAGUUGUCUGUUCAACGGAGAGUGGAGGAAUUCAUUGCAUAGAUAUUGAAACAUUGACGUCAAGGACAGCAGCAAACGCAUCUGAGAACGUUUUUUCACCGAACAUGAAUGACAUGAGCAGAGUAAUGGAUAUAACUGCAUUUUACAAAUCACCCGUUAUUGUUUGCAUCACUGCCCAUGGAAGUAUAGAUAUCUGGGACAUGAGGGAGAAAAGCUUGUCUUGCACCCUGCAGCAUGAUUUGCAUGAUGGUCUAAUGACAUCAUUGGUGGUCGAUCCAAAGCAGCAUUGGUUAUGUGUGGCAACUGUCAGUGGGAAGCACAUUUGCUGGGACUUGAGAUUUUGUUUGCCAAUUACCCAUGUUACUCACCCAUCAGCAGCUGGUGUACGAAGAAUGGCAAUUCACCCUUCCCAGCCAUCCUGUGUGAUAUCUGCUGUUACAGGAAAUAAUGAAGUUACUUUGUGGGAUCUUGAAACUUCCUCACGAAACAUGACAUUGUGGGCAAGUACGGCACCUGCCAUGUCAUUGCGGCAGAAAAGCCAGGAUUCUGUUAAUGGAUUACUUGUUACGCAACAUGAAAAUGAUGUUAAUAUAUAUACUGCAGGAACAGAUUCUGUUAUAAGGUUGUGGGACAUGAACAAACCAGUUAAUUCCAAAAUAUUGUCUGAACCUUCUCAUCAGUCAACAACAUCUGUUAGUUAUGAUUUGAGAAGAGUUGAAGGAACAGAUGUCAUUCAGGAACAUGUAACCAAAGCAAAAAGCGCUGGAGGUUCUACAGCAUCAGCAGCAGAAUCUGGACCUGAGCUUCGCAGUAAUGGCGUUGAAACUUGUCAUCGUGAUGUGAUUACAGACAUGGCAAUGUUCAGAGUGAAUCAAACAAUGCUUGUGUCUGCAUCUCGUGAUGGUGUUGUAAAGAUAUGGAAGUGAUUGCAAUGAUUUCUUAACUUGGCAUUUGAACUGUGGUGUUUUUUACAUACAUUAUAGAACUGAGAAUAAAGAGUUGAAAGAAGCCCAUGUUCCUAAAUGCUGUUUAAUAAUCAGCAGUUAUAAUGACUAAGUUUUCACUUAAAGAAGAAAUCAGAAAUUAGUACCAUGCGAUACUAAAUUAUCAAUAAUAAUAUUUCCGUUGGUCAGCAAUUUAUUGCAGGUAUGGGCUAUUAUCUAGCUUAAUUUUGGCUAUGUUGUGUUUGUAUAUUGACAUUAUGUUGUUGCGAUUUUCAUGAUUCUCUGAAUUAGUGCAAUAUUAUUAUUUUAAUCCAAAACGUUGAUUUAGUGUACUUUUUCUCCAGAAUACAUUAUUGUACCUUAUGCCAGUUAUUGUAUACCACUAUUCUGUAGCGUUUGUAGAUUAGGCUUGCAUGAGCCGAGCGCAAAUACUUGGAAACGCUCUUGAGCGUUAGGUACGAAGCGAACCAGCCUUGAUAUCUAUUCGUAGCAUCAAACUAAUUGGGAAUAACAGUUAUUCAAAUCGGUAGGUGACUCUGUUAAUUUUGAAAGUUGUGUUUUAAUAAAGCGUGAAUUUAAACUAUGCUAAAUAGUAGGCAAUUAAAUUUCAGUUACAUAG